This is a messenger RNA of Podospora anserina S mat+, 933 nucleotides long. RefSeq lists its product as uncharacterized. The transcript has a single exon. NCBI's taxonomy places the organism in Eukaryota, Fungi, Ascomycota, Sordariomycetes, Sordariales, Podosporaceae. The record is from RefSeq and is a predicted model, not a curated record. Bases 1 to 933 code for a protein of 310 amino acids.
AUGCAAGAUAGAACACUUCUACCAAAAAAAAAGACAACACCAGGCGCCAUGUUCGCUAUGGUUGACCCAGCCGUGAACAGCGGUUUCCAAAGUUUUGGCGGUAACAAUCAGCACAGCAGUUUCGUCUUUUCAAGUCCACACAAGCCAGCCAAAUCAUCACCUCUCUCUUAUGCCCCCAUGAGGAUACCUUCACCGACAUUGCCAUCAGACGAUGCCCCUGACAUGAUGCUUUCGUCCCCUCUUGGUCCCUCGUCAGAUUCAUCCCAUCUUCGCAUGAGCCAGUCCUCGCCAAUACGGUCCUCAUUUGACAAUAAUGAGAGCUCCGGACCACAACCAAAGUUCAGAUUUGCCAAUCGGAACCCAGCAAAGAACAGCAAUCCUCUAGUCAAAAAGCGGAACGAUGUACAAGACUCGAGACGAAGACUCUUUCUCAAUAAUGUACGGCAGAGGCAGGAGGACAAAAAGUUUCAGCGACGGGGUGGACAGGAUGAGGUUCGUUAUUUGCCUUCCACCUGUACUUUUCUCUUCUCCCAACUAACAGCCCCUGGACAGAUUGCCAGAUUAGAGUUCAACCGUCUCCAGAACGAACGCCUCGCCUAUCUUGACCGAGAACGAGCCAAAAACCCUUAUGCACUCUGGGAACAAGAGCUUGAGGACGAGCAUCGCAGCUUGCAGUCACAGCAACGGCAAAUGCAACAACAAAAUCCAGACGAAAUGAUGCUGGAUGCAUUGGAAGAGGCAGAGAUGGCCGAGAUUGCCCAAGCAGAGGCGUUGCUUCACCAGGACAACAACUCCUCGAGACAUAUCAAUCAGGAUGACUCUUUCGAUGAUGACGAGGAUUGGGAUGAGUUGUUCAUGGAAGCGAUCCAGACUUCACAGCAACACCAUAUUCAAGGGCAACAAUCGGGCGGGCAAGAUGUGGAGAUGUCUUGA